This is a messenger RNA of Salvia splendens (bonfire salvia), 1537 nucleotides long. Its product is annotated as transcriptional regulator ATRX homolog. NCBI's taxonomy places the organism in Eukaryota, Viridiplantae, Streptophyta, Magnoliopsida, Lamiales, Lamiaceae. Gene Ontology annotation, cellular component: delta DNA polymerase complex; nucleus. Gene Ontology annotation, biological process: DNA replication; DNA strand elongation involved in DNA replication; DNA synthesis involved in UV-damage excision repair. The transcript has 7 exons. The record is from RefSeq and is a predicted model, not a curated record. Gene Ontology annotation, molecular function: DNA-directed DNA polymerase activity. Bases 562 to 1386 code for a protein of 274 amino acids.
CUAAUUACAUACCUUGAAAUAUACUGAUGAUCUUCCCCAAACUUCACAGCAGCAAACUUUAGAAACUCACGGGCGUAGCUGACCUCGAAAUCCAUCGGAUCAAACCUAUCCCGGGCCAUGAAAUUUGCAUCCUUCAGAUUUCAUACAAAUGGCUAAGUCGGUUUCCUCCAAUGCUGCAAAGAGAUUUCUAGAGGAGUUCGUUGAAAAGCAUGGAGAUGGAUUAGCAGUGAUUUACUCUGUGUCUGGCUGGCUGAAGAAUAACCCUACAACCUACCAUAUAAGGCUUGUCCCCAGUCAUGCUUUCAGGUUUUGCUGAGUUUCAAAUUCAUCUGUGAAGAGAACAGUAGGAGGAACCCUUUCUAUUCCUCUAUCUAUAGCUGCUCCACAGUCUAUUCAGAAAAAAAUUAUGAAUGCUGGUUCAACUGCUGUGAAAGCUGAAGGAAAUGUAAAGCCAGAUCUAGCACAGGUAUCAGAAGAGAUAAAGUUCCUCGGUCGCUCCCCAACAACAAAAAGUGCCAAAAUGAUCAAAAGUCUUCUGGCAGUGGAGGUUCAUUAGCUAGCAUGUGGGGUCGUGCAUCAGCAGCACCUAAGCCUGAUGCUUGCUUGGUUCAAGCUGACAAAGCCAGACAAGGCUCUUCUGUCAGUGCGGAAGCUCAAAUAUGUGCUCGUGAAUCAGCUAUACAUGAAAUUAGUGAUGAUGAUGAUGAUGAUGAGGACAAAGCUUUCAGUGCAAGGAGAACCUCUAAUGGUGAAGGCAGUAGAAAGAGAAAAGUUGUAUUUAAUUGCUCCGAUGAGGAGGAUGAAUAUGGCAAUGCCAUAAAUCUAGGGUCACCUGAUCCCCCAAAGAAGUCUACUCUAUACUCCAAAGAAAGUUUAAAUGCUUUCACCACAGAGUGCAAUUUAAGUUUCGUGGAGAAGGAAAAUAAGCCAAAGGUCCAAGAAGAGAAAAAAAGUGAUGUAAAAGCUAAGCCAAAGGUAAAAGAAGAGAAAGAAAGAGAUGUGAAAGGUAUGCCAAAGGUCAAAGAAGAGAAAGAAAGUGAUGUAAAAGCUAACCAGCAUUUGGGAGAAAAGGUCGCAACUGCUAGUGAUGUGCCUAAAAGAAGAAAAGUGGUAAAGACACGAAUUGAUGAGCGGGGAAGAGAAGUCACUGAAGUUGUUUGGGAGGGUGAGGAGCAAGAUGCAAAAUCUAACAAUAAUUCUUCAGCCAAAAUUGCUGGCAGUAAUACAGUGAGCAAUGCAACUAACAGGCCCCCAGUUGCUCGUAAGUUGCCAGCAGUGGGGAAUGCUGCUCCAGCAAAUCAACCCGGGAAAGCUGGAAAUAAAAAGGCAGCAACUAAGGAUCCUAAGCAAGGAAAUCUCUUCUCAUUGAGUACAUGUAGAAACUAAUGUGAAAUCGAUCGAGUUACAGCUCAUUCCCACUUUGUCAUUGCAUUUCAUCUACUUCCCCUUUUCAGAGCAAUUGCUGUAUUACAGCAUGAUUUAUGCAAGAACUUGUAUGGUGAAAUAGAAAUAUGUAAUUGUCAGCAAAGUUGUUGGA